Messenger RNA from Pantherophis guttatus, 4672 nucleotides. It is a transcript of the gene CFAP57, whose product is annotated as cilia and flagella associated protein 57. The record is from RefSeq and is a predicted model, not a curated record. Gene Ontology annotation, molecular function: protein binding. NCBI's taxonomy places the organism in Eukaryota, Metazoa, Chordata, Lepidosauria, Squamata, Colubridae.
CCUGGGGACGCUGUCGCCAUGGCAACCCCUUCUCUUCCCUCGCGCUCAGUCUUAGGGGCGCAUCUUCUUCCUACUCUUUUCCCGAGCGGGGCUGAGGUCCUGAGGGAGAAUUCUGGGCAGUUGGUAGCAAUUUUUGAAAACGGAUCGGAGCGAGCAACGAACAGAAGGAGCGAGACCGCCGAGAGUAGCCGAAGAGCCCCGUCCCAGGGAGGUUUAUCCGUGAAGGGAAAGACCUCCUCCGCCUAAUAAAUCCUCUCCCGUUUGUCUCUCCUCUUUCUCACGCAGUUUUCUGAAUUCAGUCGCCAUGUCAGUGAUUGUGGCUCAGGCUCUCCACAUCUUUGGGUUCCAGUCCCGAGUAGCAAAUAAUAUUUGCUUUUUUGAUGAGCAGAUAAUAGUCUACCCCGCGGGAAAUAGCUGUGUGAAAUACCACAUAGAACAGAAAUGGCAGAAGUUCAUCCCAGGCUCAGAAAAAAGCCAAGGGAUGCUUGCACUAGCAAUAAGUCCCAAUCGACGCUAUCUGGCCAUUUCAGAGACACUUCAAGAUAAACCAGCUAUCACAAUUUAUGAACUGUCAUCCGUCCCAUGCAAGAAGCGGAAGAUUCUGAAUACCUUUGAUUUUGCUGUGCAGGAAUUUAUCAGCCUGGCUUUUUCUCCUGAUUCCAAAUAUUUAGUGGCACAGGCAGGACCUCCUGAAUCACAGCUUGCCUAUUGGAUGUGGGAAAAACAAAGAACAAUGGCAAUUAUUAGGGCUGAUGUUCAGAAUAACCCUCUUUAUCAAGUGAGCUUCAAUCCUCAGGAUAAUACUCAAGUCUGUGUCAUAGGAAAUGGUAUUUUCAAGUUAUACAAAUACACAGAAGGAUCCUUAAAGCAGACCAAUUUCAUACGGGGAGAGCCCCAAAACUACUUGUCCCAUGCCUGGCUAUCUGAAGAUAAAGUGAUUGUGGGUACUGAUAUAGGCAAACUCUAUUUAUUUGAUUCUGGUGAUUUACGGUGGGAGACAAGUAUUGAGCGGAAAGAGCCAACUGAAAUGUUGAAUGAAGAACCAGUUAUAGAAUCAGAAAGCCUCAUUGAAUUUCCUGUUACUAAUUCCCCUGAGUACUCUACUGAGGCAGUUUCUGAAACUGAAGGGCAGCAGCAAACCUCUCUGCCCCGAGUCUCUGCUAUUGCUGCAUAUUCCAAAGGAUUUGCUUGCUCUGCUGGUCCAGGUAUUGUUUUACUGUUUGAGAAAUCAGAUGAGAAAGAUGGUUACCGAGAAAGUCGAGAGAUUCGGAUUCCUCAAGAUCCAUGCAGCAGUGAUCCAAACCAAUCAGAUAAACAAGAGGUUGUGUGUAUUGCCUUCAGCCCUGCAGAAGAGACACUUCUCAUCAGCACAACUAAAAAUCAGGUGUAUUAUCUUUCCAUGUCAUCAGCUGAGUUAACUAAAGGAGAGACGGCUCAUUUUGAAUACCUGAACUUCCCAAUACACUCUUCUUCUGUUACUGGCUUGGAUACCUGCAUUCGCAAACCACUUGUUGCUACAUGUUCGCUGGACAAAUCUGUCCGUAUCUGGAAUUACGAGACAAACACACUCGACUUAUAUAAAGAGUACCAAGAAGAGGCAUAUGCACUUGCUUUUCACCCUGGUGGUCUGUGUGUUUUGGUUGGUUUUGCUGACAAACUUCGACUGAUGAAUUUACUUAUUGAUGACAUCCGGACUUUUAAGGACUUCACUGUACGAGGAUGCCGAGAGUGCGCCUUCAGUACAGGUGGUCAUCUGUUCGCAGCAGUUAAUGGAAAUGUGAUUCACAUUUACUCUACCAUAAGUUUUGACAAUAUCAUAAAUCUGAAAGGACACAAUGGUAAGGUACGAUCAGUUGUGUGGAGCAUGGAUGAUUAUAAACUGGUAUCCUGUGGCACAGAUGGAGCAGUAUAUGAAUGGAACCUCCAGAAUGGCAAAAGAGAAUCAGAGUGCGUACUCAAGUCUUGCAGCUAUAGUGGAGUAGCAAUAUCACCUGAUGCAAAAGUCAUCUUCGCUGUUGGUUCUGAUCAUUCUAUCAAGGAGAUUUGUGAUUCUUCGAUACUGAGAGAAGUGCCCUCUUUUGACGUUACCUACACUUGCAUUGUGAUAGCUCAUAAUGGGCGGAUGGUAUUCACUGGAACAUCUGCUGGGACCAUCCGGUCCAUGAAAUACCCAUUACCUGUGCACAAGGAAUUCAAUGAGUAUCAAGCUCAUGCUGGUCCAGUCACCAAGAUAUCCAUAACAUCUGAUGAUCAGUUUUUGUUAACAUCUGCAGAAGAUGGAUGUAUAAUUAUCUGGAAAGUAUAUGACAAAGAAGGACGGGGAUUGAAAAGGGAGAGAGAGGUACCAUAUUCUGAUGAAGUGUUGAUUACUAGAACAGACAUGGAAGAGAAGACUCAGGUCAUGCUAGAACUAAAAACACGGGUAGAGGAACUAAAGAUGGAAAAUGAAUAUCAGCUUCGUCUCAAGGAUAUGAAUUAUAAUGAAAAAAUAAAGGAAUUAACUGAGAAAUUCAUCCAGGAAAUGGAAUCGUUGAAAACUAAAAACCAGGUUCUGCAAACAGAAAAAGAAAAACAGGAAAUACAACACCAGGAGCAGCUAUCAGAAUUAAUAGAGAAACAGUCAAGAGAGGUGCAAGAUUUAGAAUCUGGCAAUAACCAAAAGCUGCUGUUGGAAUAUGAAAAGUAUCAAGAACUGCAAAUGAAAUCUCAAAGAAUGCAGGAAGAGUAUGAGAAACAACUUCAUGAAAUGGAAGAGAACAAAAGCCAAGCACUUGAGGAACUGACAGAAUAUUAUGAGGCAAAGUUGCUUGAGAAAGCAACUUUACUGGAAGAGGCUCAAGAUGAUUCUAGACAGCAACUUAGGGAAUUUGAGGAAACUAAGAAGCAGAUUGAAGAAGAUGAAGAUAGAGAAAUUCAGGAUAUAAAAAUUAAAUAUGAGAGACGGCUUCGAGAAGAAAGGGAAUCCAAUCUACGAUUAAAGGGGGAAACAGGAAUCAUGAGAAAGAAGUUUAAUAGUCUCCAAAAAGAGAUUGAGGAGCGAUGCAGCGAUAUUGAGGCAAUGAAGUUGGAGCAGCAAAAGCUGCAAGGGAUUAUUAAGGCUUUAGAGAAGGACAUUAUGGGGCUGAAGAGAGAGAUUCAAGAAAGAGAUGAGACCAUCCAAGAUAAAGAAAAACGAAUUUAUGAUCUAAAAAAGAAAAAUCAGGAACUGGAGAAAUUCAAAUUUGUAUUAGAUUACAAAAUUAAGGAGCUGAAGAAACAAAUAGAGCCACGUGAGAAUGAUAUCAAAGCCAUGAAGGAACAGAUCCAGGAGAUGGAGGGAGAGCUGGAACAUUUCCAUAAACAAAACACACAAUUGGAACUUAACAUAGCUGAACUGCGCCUAAAGCUGAGAGCUACAGAUCGUGAGAUGCACAAAGAGAUGCAGAAAGAACGAGAUAUGGAAGCACUUGUCAAGAGAUUUAAAACAGAUAUUCACAACUGUGUAGGCCUCAUCCAGGAGCCUAAGAAACUAAAGGAGUCCAUUAGAGAUAUCUAUGAGAAGUAUGUACAGAAGGCAGAUAGGGUGGAAAUUGUUGGGGUUGAUUCAGACUUGCAUCAAGAGUAUACACGGCAGCGAGAGCAUCUUGAACACAACCUAGCAACACUGAAAAAGAAAGUGGUAAAAGAAAGUGAGAUCCAUCGUGCAGAUUAUGUGCGCAUUAUGCAGGAAAAUGUAAGUCUUAUUAAGGAAAUCAAUGAUUUGCGGAGAGAACUGAAGGUCACUCGUAUACAAGUCCAUGACCUCACGUCAACUCUGAGCCUGCUUAAGAAGCACAAGAAAUCGGGAGCACAACCCUCAGGUCCCUCCCCAGAUCGGCAGCUAAGUCCAGGCAUUCUGCGUUUGAAUCUUGAAGAGGAAACUGAGAGAAUAAUUCAAAUGCAGCGACUGGAAAUCAAGGGCCUUAGAGAGCAAACACAGGGGCAAGAGAAAGCCCUUGCCCUCCGGCCUUUGUCAAGUGGAAAACUCCCCAGUCUGGAAAUGGACAAAACUAGGGACAUACAAUCACAUUGACCUGGCUAGAAAGAACUCCGUGCUGCAGCUCUCUGCAUUUCUAAACAUUCCCUAAAUGUAACUCUCUGCACUUGUAAUCUUGUCCAAGUGUGAUUGGAGGAUGGCUUUUUCCUGUUCUUUUUUUUUUUUUUUUUUAGCAUGUCUAGUUUUUUGUUUGAGACAGAAUGUUAAAGAAACAGUAAACAAGCUAGUCUGGAUUUGCCUGCCUCCUGUUGGUAUGUUUCCAGUCUCAGGACUGGAAAAUCAAGUGAGAGCAUACACAGAGCUUUAGGAAGGAAAUUGGUCACCUGGCUUCAACUUAAAGCAGAAUCCAUUGGAGAUAAAGAAACCUUGUGUGUGGCAUUAUUGGAAACAGGCUAAGGGAUGUAAACUUUCAAUGUUACUGUUUGUUAUUUGUCCAGAACAAUUUUAUUUCACUCUCAUAGAACUCUUUCCCCUUCCCUCCUUCUUUCUUGUCAUUUUUGUUCUCUAACACAGUCCCUAUUUUAAGGUUAUACUUCCUUUAGCUUCUUCUAUGUACAUAAUAAAUUUCCCAUUGACCCAGAUACUAAGGAAUACUUGAAUAAUAACAUUGAUGAGACAACUUUGAAUAAUAAUUAAAGGUUCAUGCUAUUUCCUUCA